UGUUUGGAUUUGUGGAAUUUUUAAACAUAAACACAUCUAUAAUUGUAUAUAUUGUUGGAUUUAUAUGUUCAAGUUGCUCCAAGUCAGUGAGUUUAUGGUUAAGAUAUCAUUUUAGUUACAUGUACUGAACUAUAUUGCAUGUUGUCUUAUUGUAUAGUUGUCGUCGCUUUUUGCCCUUUUUUCUGUGAACUGUUUCCUUUGUUGAUGUUGUUCUCAUUGUUUGUCCGUUAUUUUCUGAUUUUGAGGGGAGCAACCCAAAAAGUUGCUUCUCUCUAAACUUUUACUUAAUGUAAUCAUUCUUUUCUCAGGCGUGAGGCUAGCAACCCCACCCUGUAAACAAAAAUUGCUACAGAAUCUUCAGUAUGCUGAACCUCCUUGCACCAAAAGAAAAAGUCUGUGUAGGAACAUGGAACGUUCGAACUAUGUACGAGACUGGAAAAGCUGCCCAGAUCGCCAACGAGAUGAAAAGAUACGGAAUACAAGUGCUGGGAAUAUGUGAGAGCAGAUGGAAUGGGAGUGGACUCACCAAAUUGUCAACAGGUGAGUCAGUGAUCUACUCCGGUCACCCAGAAGAUAACCACACGCACACCGAGGGCGUGGCUAUCAUGAUGUCACCAACGGCAACGAAAGCCCUGAUACAAUGGGAGGCGAUUUCGUCCAGGAUAAUGACCGCCAGGUUCAACUCCAAAGGAAGGAAAGUGUCAAUCAUACAAUGUUAUGCACCCACAAACAACGCAGACCUCGAGAAGAAAGAAGAAUUCUACAGGCAACUACAGGCAACAAUGGACAAUACUCCAGCUGGCGACAUGAAAAUACUAAUGGGAGACAUGAACGCCAAACUGGGACCAGACAAUACGGGAAGGGAACUCAUCAUGGGUAGAGAAGCUCUAGGAGAAAUGAAUGAAAACGGAGAACUCUUCGCCGACUUCUGCGCCUUCAACGAACUGGUGAUUGGUGGCAGUGUAUACAAGCACAAAGAUAUCCACAAGGCUACAUGGGUGUCACCAGACGGGCAAACCAAAAACCAAAUCGACUUCAUCUCAAUCUCAAGGAAGUGGAGGCGCAGCCUACUGGACACAAAAGCAAGAAGAGGAGCAGACGUUGGCUCAGACCACUAUCUCGUACAAGGGACAAUCCAAAUCAAAUUAAAAGCUUUCAGGGAAUCAGGAGCUGCAGAUAGACCACAAGCCAAGUUCAACACUCAAAAGCUGAAGGACCAGGCUACAAAGGACAUCUUCAUUGCAAGCAUAAAGGACAAAGCCGAGACACAAAUCAACACUAGCGAAGAGGUC
Molecule: messenger RNA, 1292 nt
Organism: Trichobilharzia regenti
Lineage: Eukaryota; Metazoa; Platyhelminthes; Trematoda; Strigeidida; Schistosomatidae
Source: the annotation of a GenBank genome assembly